AAAACAAAACUCAAUCAAUGUUUCAUGUUUUCUUCUCUCUUUAACCUCUAAUCUUUCCUCCCUUCAGAGCAAUGUCUCUGUCUAUCUUUCUCUUAUGGCUUGUCAGCAUUCCUCUAUGCCACAUCCAUGCCCUUCCAGCUCCAAGAGGUUUCCUCCUAAACUGUGGCUCAUCAAAAGAAAUCAAUGUGGGAAGUCUCAGAUGGAUCACCGACGAAGGUUUUAUUACCGGCGGUCACAAAACUACCGUUGACACACCGGGUUUGCUGCUGGUUUUAUCUACCUUGAGGUUCUUUCCUGACAAAAAUGUUAGGAAGAAUUGCUAUGUGAUUCCUGUGAUCAAAGGAGCAAAGUAUAUGGUUCGAACGACGUAUUAUUACGGCGGUUUCGAUGGAGGAAAUGAACCACCUGUGUUUGAUCAGAUCAUUGAAGGGAUGAAAUGGAGCACUGUUAAUACCACAGAAGAUUAUGCACAAGGUCUCAGCUCUUAUUAUGAGAUCAUUGUGGCUGCUCAUGGUAAGACAUUGAGCAUUUGUCUUGCUAGGAACAAUGACACAGUGUCAAGCCCAUUUAUCUCCACCCUUGAAUUGGAGAACCUUGAGGAUUCUAUGUAUAACUCCACAGAUUUUGUCAACUAUGCUCUUAGUACUGUUGCUCGUAGUUCCUUUGGAUACACUGGAGGCAUGAUUAGCUUUCCAGAUGAUCUAUACAACCGGUACUGGCAAGAAUUCACAGACGAAUCAAACCCAAUUGUGUUGUGUCACUCCAAUGUAACUUCAUCUGAUUUCUGGAACAUUCCACCAACAAAGGCCUUUUGGUCUGCAAUCACAACGAGCAGAGGAAAGACACUCAAAGUGCAAUGGCCAAACGUGUCCCUACCCAAGACCAACUACUACAUUGCCUUUUACUUCCAAGAUAGCAGAACCCCAAGUCCCUUCAGUUGGAGAAUCUUCAAUGUUUCUAUAAAUGGCAAGAAAUUCUACACUGACCUUAAUGUAACGGCGGCCGGCGUCUCCGUUUUUGCCUCCGAUUGGCCUCUCUUGGGGCUCACAGAGAUCACCAUGACUCCCCAACUUGGCAUGCCGGUCGGACCCAUUAUUAACGCCGGCGAGAUCUUCCAACUAAUACCUCUUGGUGGAAGGACAGUCCGUAGAGAUGUGAUGGCAAUGGAUGAAGUGGCAAGAAAUAUGAACAACCCACCUCCUGAUUGGUAUGGAGAUCCAUGUUUGCCUUCAGAAAACUCAUGGACUGGAGUCACAUGUCAUACUAAUGAAAAAUUAGCCCGGGUCCUCAAGCUGAACCUCACAGAUGCUGGCUUGUCUGGAACGCUGUCCCCAAGCCUAGGGAACUUAACUCGGCUGACCCACAUUUGGCUGGGAGGAAACAAAUUCACUGGUCAAAUUCCAGAUUUGAGCCCACUGAAUGAGUUGGUUUCUUUACGUCUGGACAACAACCAGCUGGAAGGGAGGAUACCUAAAUCAUUGGGGGAACUUGACAGCCUUCAGGAGCUAUUUCUACAAAACAACAACCUCAAGGGUCAGGUUCCUAAUGCCCUAAAAACGAAAAGUGGAAUCAAUAUUCAGUUAUAAAUCUUAAUGUGGAGACAAAGGCAAGUUUGAAUGUGCAAAGCCAUUUGAGAGGGAGAGAAAAAAAUGCAGAAGUCAAAGAGAGAGAAAGGGGGUUGCAAAGAGAGAGAAAUAGAGGGAGCCCAAUUUUCUUUGUGAUUGAUCUGGGGUGGGUCUUCAAAUUAUAGUGAUCAGUUUCAUCUCAAUGUCUCCUUUUGUAUUAUAUAACACUUGACUCCGUACAUCCAUCUUAUACAUGAAUAUAUGAGAUUGAUAUAACAAAAAAA
This is a messenger RNA of Macadamia integrifolia, 1849 nucleotides long. Its product is annotated as probable LRR receptor-like serine/threonine-protein kinase At5g59680. The record is from RefSeq and is a predicted model, not a curated record. Gene Ontology annotation, molecular function: protein binding. The transcript is spliced from 9 exons. The coding region runs from base 72 to 1586 and encodes 504 amino acids. Lineage: Eukaryota; Viridiplantae; Streptophyta; Magnoliopsida; Proteales; Proteaceae.